This is a messenger RNA of Perkinsus marinus ATCC 50983, 846 nucleotides long. RefSeq lists its product as hypothetical. The coding region runs from base 1 to 846 and encodes 281 amino acids. The transcript has a single exon. Lineage: Eukaryota; Perkinsozoa; Perkinsida; Perkinsidae. The record is from RefSeq and is a predicted model, not a curated record.
AUGUCUUAUUAUCGUAAUGGUAACUUUUUCCAGAGGGCUCUGGCAGACGCUCCUGUGGAGCCUCUAAGGGUAUAUGAGCGGGCACGCGAGGUCUGUGAAGGGCCACGCUUGGACGAGGUCGACCCGCAAAUUAGCUCCGCCUCACACUGGAAGCAUUGUCUACCGAUACAUCCUAACCACAACCGGUUGGAAUGCGCAGGUGCUACUCGUAGCACUCUCCUCGACCCAAGAGUAUUGAAGCCUGUGUGCGGGUCAGCAGUCCUUGACAUGCUCACCAUCGAUGUCUAUCGUGCCAUGGAGGAGUUCGGAUGCCAGCCUAUGCUGACCUUCGGCACCGCCCUGGGCGCUGUUCGGAACGGUACGCACGUCCCUUGGACUGAAGACUCAGAUAUCGCCUAUUUGUUGCCAUCUGGCGCAUCGCCAUGCGUACAAAGGAAUGAGUUUGCAGAACGUCUCCGCGGCCUCGGCUAUUUCCUAUUCAAGCACGACAUCUGGCGGGUUUGCAUCGCUUCUCAUCAUCCACUGGCCGGGCGAUUGUAUAACAUCGAUACGAGCAUCAGGUUCAAUAAGACUCGGGUAUGUGGCGCGUACGGAUGUAUUUAUGUUGACUUGUAUGGAUUAUCUGAUAACGGAAAGGGCGGCUACUCGCAUGAAUGCCAUCCUAUUGGAAGAAACUUCCGUAUACCGUCCAAGAAGGUUCUCCCAGCAAGCACUAUCAGUCUCAAUGGCUUAUCAUUCUCAACCUAUCAUGAUAUUGAUUGGUUCUUGUGGGCCACUUACGGGAUGGACUAUCGCAAGCCAAAGUCGCGGAAGCAGUGGAAAGACGGUAUGGCUGUAGGACGAUAA